CUCUGGGAAGAAGCCCGCCUCCAGCAUGUCCAAUGUCCUACUCCUCCUGAUGCUUUGUAAGACUGGUGCGAGAAGCAAGCGGCAGCCUUUCCCAGGGAAAAUGGUCAACACUGUGUACAAUGAUGAGGAACGGGGAAGCCCAGACAAGGAGAGCAAGGAGGAGAGCAUCCUGGCCAUGUUAGGCAUCAUCGGGACUAUCCUCAACCUGCUGGUCAUCAUCUUCGUCUACAUCUACACCACGCUGUAG
Periophthalmus magnuspinnatus is the source of this 247-nucleotide messenger RNA. RefSeq names its product protein TUNAR-like. The transcript has 2 exons. The coding region runs from base 26 to 247 and encodes 73 amino acids. The record is from RefSeq and is a predicted model, not a curated record. Lineage: Eukaryota; Metazoa; Chordata; Actinopteri; Gobiiformes; Gobiidae.